Messenger RNA from Elaeis guineensis (African oil palm), 1164 nucleotides. Its product is annotated as RING-H2 finger protein ATL39. The record is from RefSeq and is a predicted model, not a curated record. NCBI's taxonomy places the organism in Eukaryota, Viridiplantae, Streptophyta, Magnoliopsida, Arecales, Arecaceae.
UCUUCUCUCUCUUUCUCUCCAUUUCCUAUCAUCAUUCCUUGCCAUCCCUCAAAGCUAUUCCCAAUUCCGAAAUGGGCAUUCACCAUCCAAUUCCCGUUUCCGCUUGAAAUCCAUCUUUGGUGGCGGCGGCGGCGGCGGCGGCGGCGCUGGCGACGGUCACUGAGAAGAAGGGUUGGAGAGAGAUAAAAGAGAGAAAAGGUGGCAACAUGGGGGGCUUCAGCAUGAAGUUAGUGACGACAGUGAUCGGGUUCGGAUUGAGCUUAACUUUCGUCGUCUUCAUCUGCGUCCGCCUCAUCUGCAGCCGAAUUCGCUCCGCCAAUUCUCAGGCUGCGGCACUCGAUGUCCAACUGCACUCGGAUUUCGACCCGCCAGAGCAUUCAAUCAGUGGCCUGGAGCCUGCUGUGGUAGCCGCAAUCCCCACGAUGAAGUAUAACAGAGAGACAUUUCAUUCCAGAGAAGAUGCCCAGUGUACAAUAUGUUUAGGAGAAUACCAAGACAGAGAAAUUCUGAGGAUUAUGCCUGCUUGUGGCCAUAACUUUCAUCGCUCUUGCAUAGAUAUAUGGCUGCAGAAACAAUCAACCUGUCCAAUUUGCCGAUUGUCAUUAAAUGAUUUGAUCGAGGCAAAAGAUGUUGCAUUCCAAGCAGUAAACAGGCUUCAGGUUUCUAACGAUCAUACCAACCAAUGGGUAUUGCCAAGUUUUCAGCUUUUAGGAGGUAGCAGGAAUAACCAAGGCUCACAAGAAUCUGUGUCAGUAGUUGUUGGAUUUGCAUAUGGCGAAGAGCCGUAAGCCAGAAGAUGGUUAAAGCAACAACCAUGAAGGACAAUUUGUGAAGAUCUCGCAUUUUAGGAUCCCCUCUUAUUCGUUCAGUAUCCAUAGUCUAAACUCGUAGCUAAUGAGAGUCAUGCAGGUUCAUUAAUCAUUGCUCCAGGGAGUGUUGUGAAAAUUGGUAAUUAGGUGAGAUGUCAUAUCAGAAAUGAUGCGUAAAGUCUUCUGAGCUCCCUUCAAUAGGAAAUAUUUAACUGGAUUAUAUGUUGUGCAGUUUGAAAAAUUGAAAUAAUUGUAAAUUUUUUUAGAGUUUACUUAUGCACCUGAUCAUUGUUGCAGUUAUUCAGGUUGACAGAAAAAGUUUGCGUCUUUGCUAUAUUUCAGGAUCGCUUAUUCA